Messenger RNA from Pipistrellus nathusii (Nathusius's pipistrelle), 3315 nucleotides. NCBI's taxonomy places the organism in Eukaryota, Metazoa, Chordata, Mammalia, Chiroptera, Vespertilionidae. The record is from the annotation of a GenBank genome assembly.
AUGGCUGGGGCCUGGGGGGGCCGCGGGGCCUGGGGGCGCCUGGUGCUGCUGGGCCUGUGCGUCUGGACCGGAGCCAGGACAGCAGCACCGGGCCCCGUGAGGAACCUGGCCGUGUGUAAUCAGACCAGCAGCUCCAUCACUCUGCGCUGGGAGCCGCCCCUCGGCUCUGACCAGACCUACACCUACUGGGUCCGGUGGGCCGGAGAGGAUGGCGAGAACAAGACCAGGAACACGACAGACGUCACGUACAUGGCGCGGGGACUCGAACCCGGGUCCCGCUAUGCGUUUUCCGUGUGGGUGGAGGCAGGUGGAGCCCACAGCAGCGAGGAGACUCUCAGUGCCAGCACAGCCCCCAACCCCGUCAGGAACCUGACCGUGGAGAGUCAGACCACCAGCUCCAUCAGCCUGCGCUGGGAGCCGCCCCUCGGCCCCGACCGGAGCUACACCUACUGGGUGGAGUGGACGGGUGGCGGCGGUGACCGUGGGACCUGGAGCACAGCAGACACCAGUGUCACCGUGGACGGACUGGAACCCGGGUCCGCCUACGAGCUCGCCGUGUGGGUGGAGAACAGCAAUGUCAGCAGCUCCUGGACCAAUCUCAGCGCGGCCACAGCACCGGGCCCUGUGAGGAACCUGGCCGUGUGUAAUGAGACCAGCAGCUCCAUCACUCUGUGCUGGGAGCCGCCCCUCGGCUCUGACCAGACCUACACCUACUGGGUCCGGUGGGCCGGAGAGGAUGGCGAGAACAAGACCAGGAACACGACAGACGUCACGUACAUGGCGCGGGGACUCGAACCCGGGUCCCGCUAUGCGUUUUCCGUGUGGGUGGAGGCAGGUGGAGCCAGCAGCAGCGAGGAGACUCUCAGUGCCAGCACAGCCCCCAACCCCGUCCAGAACCUGACAUUGGUGAAUCAGACCACCAGCUCCAUCAGCCUGCGCUGGGAGCCGCCCCUCGGCCCCGACCGGAGCUACACCUACUGGGUGGAGUGGACGGGUGGCGGCGGUGACCGUGGGACCCGGAGCACAGCAGACACCAGUGUCACCGUGGACGGACUGGAACCCGGGUCCGCCUACGAGCUCGCCGUGUGGGUGGAGAACAGCAAUGUCAGCAGCUCCUGGACCAAUCUCAGCGCGGCCACAGCCCCCAACCCCGUCCAGAACCUGACGUUGGUGAAUCAGACCACCAGCUCCAUCAGCCUGAGCUGGGAGCCGCCCCUCGGCCCCGACCGGAGCUACACCUACUGGGUGGAGUGGACGGGUGGCGGCGGUGACCGUGGGACUCGGAGCACAGCAGACACCAGUGUCACCGUGGACGGACUGGAACCCGGGUCCGCCUACGAGCUCGCCGUGUGGGUGGAGAACAGCAAUGUCAGCAGCUCCCGGACCAAUCUCAGCGCGGCCACAGUCCCCAACGCAGUGACAGGUCUCCAGAUCUGGAACCAGACCACCAGCUCCGUCAGCCUGAGCUGGGCGGCUCCCCAGGGCCCUCCCUACACCUACUGGGUCUCCUGGGCCCUGGAGGGCGGGGCUGUCGCUGGGUCCCAGAGCACCCCGGAUACCGGGAUCACCGUGGACACAUUGGAAGCUGGGAGCCUGUACACCUUCACUGUGUGGGCCCGGAGGAACGGGCUCAACAGCAGCAGAGAGAUCCUCACGGGAGCCACAGCUCCCAAUGAGGUCACAGCUCUGAAGAAUACAACUCAGACCAACAACUCCAUCACCCUGCAGUGGGAGGCCCCUGCAGACCCCCGUGCUCAGUUCUACAUGUACUUUGUCCAGUGGGCGAGGGGGGUAGAUCCCCAGAAGGAGACAGACCCCCAAGGACACAAGGUCAACCAGAUAGCCAACACCAGUGAGACUUGGUAUGUGGUGAAGGCCCUGGAACCCGGGACUACAUACAACUUCAGCGUGUGGGCGAAGAGGAGUGGUGUAGCCGGUUCCACACAGAGCCUCAGAGCAUCCACAGCCCCGGACCCGGUCACCAUCACCUGCACCAGCACCUCUGGCGGCUACGGGCUCGUCCUGACCUGGACCUGCCCCCCGGGCGGCUACCAGGCCUUCGAGCUGCAGGUGGGCGGGCAGUGGAGCUCCCAGGACAGAGCCUCCUGCAGGACGGGCGUGAACGUGUCCGGCCUGCAGCCGGCUCAGUCAUACAACGUCACCGUCUGCACCCUCUGGGACGGGCUGCAGGCCCCAGCGGCCUCGGUGACCUGCCGCACGGCGAGCGCAGCUCCCAUGCCUCCUCCCCCUGGGGACACCGCCGGGGUCAUCGCCGGGGCCAUUGUGGGGGUCCUCCUGUUCCUCACCCUGGUGGGCCUGCUGGUCUUCUUCCUGAGGAGGUAUAAGGAGAGCCUGAAGGAGCCAGCACUCAGCUUCCGAAGGGAUAUCCCUGCAGCCGACUUCGCUGACCACGUCCGCAGAAACGAGAAGGACAGCAACUGUGGCUUCGCUGAGGAGUACCAGCGCCUGGCCCUGGAGAGCCACGGCCAGUCCCAGACGGUGGCCCUGGCCCCGGAAAACAGCGCCAAGAACCGCUACCGGAACGUGCUGCCCUAUGACUGGUCCCGUGUGGCCCUUCGGUCCCUCGGCGGGGCCCCGGGCUCCGACUACAUCAACGCCAGCUUCAUGCCCGGUCUCUGGAGCUCCCGGGAGUUCAUUGCCACCCAGGGCCCCCUGCCCCAGACGGUGGGUGACUUCUGGCGCCUGGUGUGGGAGCAGCAGAGCCACACCCUGGUCAUGCUGACCAACUGCGUGGAGUUGGGCCGGGUGAAGUGUGAGCAUUACUGGCCCCUGGAUGACCAGCCCUGCAUCCACGGGCACCUGCAGGUGACCCUGGAGGGGGAGAAGGUGAUGGAGAACUGGACAAUCCGAGACCUGAAGCUGCGACACAUGCAGGAGAAGAAGACCCUGUCUGUGCGACAGUUCCACUACAUGGCCUGGCCGGACCACGGCGUGCCCCACUCCCCGGACCCCUUGCUGGCCUUCUGGAAGGUGCUCAGGCAGUGGCUGGACAACACCCCCGGGGGAGGCCCCCCCAUCGUGCACUGCAGCGCCGGCGUGGGCCGCACGGGCACCCUCAUCGCCCUGGACGUCCUGCUGCGGCAGCUGGAGUGCGAGGGCCUGGUGGGGCCCUACAGCUUCGUGAAGAAGAUGCGGGAGAGCCGGCCCCUGAUGGUGCAGACCGAGGCCCAGUACGUCUUCCUGCACCAGUGCCUCCUGCGGUCUCUGCAGCAGUCGGCCCGGCCCCCAGCCAAGAAGCACAGCGCCAUCUACGAGAACCUGCUCUUCGAGAACGAUUCCGCCCUCGACGUGUAG